Messenger RNA from Halteromyces radiatus, 1604 nucleotides. RefSeq lists its product as uncharacterized. The transcript is spliced from 8 exons. Gene Ontology annotation, cellular component: RNA N6-methyladenosine methyltransferase complex. The record is from RefSeq and is a predicted model, not a curated record. Bases 106 to 1533 code for a protein of 475 amino acids. NCBI's taxonomy places the organism in Eukaryota, Fungi, Mucoromycota, Mucoromycetes, Mucorales, Cunninghamellaceae.
CGUUCCCCUUUUUCCCUUUUCUUUUUCUUUUUCUUUUCUUUUUAAAAGUUCGCGUUUUUUUUUUCUAAUCACUUAAUUUUAUUUACUUUCUAUCAUUAAAACAACAUGUCUGAUCGUCCAAGAAGAAAAAGAAAGCAAAAUAAUACAACUGUCGCCAGUAAUGUCCAUUAUGUCGGCUAUGUCGAAGAUGAAGAAUCAGUAGAAGCUAUUAUGAAAAAGUUUGAAGAAUUGGAUCGGAUUCAACGAGAAUUCUCUAGUAUGGCAGUGGCCAAUCCUGGUACUCCUGAACCCACAGGAACACAUGUAGAUACACCAAACACACCACAGGAUCAUGAAAAACAACAGGGGGAUGAUACAACGGAAAGUGCAAACAAGGACGAUGAUGUCGUUGGAUUGGACAGUACAUUGAAAGAAUCACAACCAUUGACGGAAGAACAACUUCAAGAGGUGUUCAAACGAACAUCUGCUUUUACGGUCAAAAGUGCCAUGAUGGAUACAACUGUGGUGGACGAUAUGGAUGCUAUGGAAUUAUGGCAAGUGGAUUUCACGGAUGGUAAUACCGAUGAAGUCUUUGAAGAAGAUGAUUACAUUCAUGUGGACGAUGACUUUUGGGAUAUGGAAUUUGGAGAAUCACCGCGAAAACGUGGAAAACGAAGUGUUGGACAAGAAAGACGAUCUCGAACAGGUCAACGACGAAUGGGUGGUAGUGGUGUGGAUCGUGAAAAGAUUUUGGCAAGAUACAAGGUGAUGCAAGUUCAAGUACAAGAUCGUGAUGGCAGGUUUUUCAUGAUCAAAAAGCGGGUUAGUGCCAUUGAUCCAAGUUUACCUACAUAUGUACGAAUUCCUGGUACUCCUAUUCCUCGAUCAUGGGCUCAUACUAUUAUGCAAAUGGAACCCUUAGUACAUAAGAAUCCUCCUAUUGGUUCAAGAGCAUUACAAGUACGAGAUAUAUUGUCAACCGAUUUGACUACAUUUGGCAACGAUUUUACAGCAGUUUAUAUGGAUCCACCACUUUUAUUACCUGAUGAAGAACCUACUCCUGGAAAAAUUCAUAUUGAUGAUUUGGCGAAACUCAAUGUACAUCAAGUGGUGAAGGCAGGGUUUUUAUUUAUAUGGAUUGAAAAGGAAUGGAUACGUGAACUUGUUCGAAUCACCAAAGAUUGGGGGUUCAAGUAUGUAGAAAACUUUUGCUGGAUCAAGAAAAAUGUCAACAAUCAAAUCGCUCGACAACCAUUCAGAUACUUUAACAAGAGCAAACUUAGUCUACUGAUCUUCCGAAAAGAUGGCGAUACUGAAUUACGACAUCAACGGAAUCCUGAUUGUGUAUUUGAUUUUAUCAAGCCUCGUUUGCCCAAUGAAAUCAGUGAAAGUAAACCAUCUUUUGUCUAUCAAAUCAUCGAGACUCUCUUACCUACAGCUGUAUAUCAUCCUGAAUCCAAUCCAAAUGGUGACCGAUUAUUGGAAUUAUGGGCUAAACGUGAUCAACAGAGGACAGGUUGGACAACUAUAGUGGAGAAUCAUACAUCAACAUAGUCAUAACAAUUACUCUCAUGCAAUCACUACAGGAUCCUAUUCAUAUUCAAUGCACAAAAAAAAAAAAAAAA